Molecule: messenger RNA, 1044 nt
Organism: Cantharellus anzutake
Lineage: Eukaryota; Fungi; Basidiomycota; Agaricomycetes; Cantharellales; Hydnaceae
Product: Rad1/Rec1/Rad17
Exons: 10
Coding region: 1-1044 (347 amino acids)
Biological process (GO): DNA damage checkpoint signaling; DNA repair
Cellular component (GO): checkpoint clamp complex
Source: RefSeq, a predicted model, not a curated record
AUGAACCACCUGGAAAAGCCGAACGCCCACAAGAUCUUCACAGCGUCGAUCAGCGAUGUCCGUCCAUUCGCGUCAAUCUUGCGCGGAGUCAUGCUCAGCAAUCGCGCGACGCUGAUCAUUAGUAAUGCUGGCAUCACUGUCACCGUUGAAGAGAUGCGGACAUCAUUAGGGAAGUUGUCCAAGGCUUACGUGCUGAAAGCCUUUUUCGAUGAAUUCGAGUACAACCCUCCUCUUGAAGUCGUUCAAGAUGGGGGCAUGGGCGAGAGUGGCGGCCCGACGACAUUUGAAAUUGCGCUUGACACCUUUCUGGAGUGCUUGAACGUUUUUGGAUCUGGUAAUCCCUCAGCAUCUUUUGCACCCGAGCGGGGGUCUGGAAAACGCGGCGGUUGGCAAAUGCGGGAAGGCGAAGAGGACACGGAGGAACCCCGUCCUAGGGACAAUGCUAAGGUGUCCUGGAGUAAAAAUGCUGAACGAGCGACCAUGAUGAAAAUGACAUAUCAAGAAAUUGGGGCACCUUUAUCUAUGAUUUUAGCUGAGGAGGCCUCCGGACCGACGACCACUGUCGAAAUGGUGACACUCGAAGCGGCAGAAAAUUUGGAUCUGCCGUUCGAUGAUGGCGAGACAAUUGCACGCAUCAUCAUGAAAUCUUCGUUAUUCCGUGAUGCAGUGACUGAGGUUGAUGCCACAUGCGAGAGGUUAUCCUUCAUCUGCACUCCGCGAUCUGCCCAGCGUGCCCAGAUACAGGGCAGUAAUAAUCGUGGGCCUCAGAUACGGGCUGUGAAACCAGCGUUCCGAAUACACGCAGCUGGAGCGUAUGGUACAACAGAGAUGGAUUUUCCAAAUGAUCGAGACGUUUUGGAGACAUUCGAUUGCGAUCAACCCGUUGAGGCCACACCACUUUAUCGUGUGGUCCGGUCCUUGACUUCCUCAGCCAAAACUUCAAUACGAAUAGAAUCGAGUGGGCUGCUGAGUAUUCAAUUCCAGUUGCCCAAGAAUGGCUUCGAUCAUGCUUUCAUUGAGCUGCUGGUAAAGCUAGGUUUAUGA